GAAAGUUCCUGGAAAGCGGCCUCUGCAGCAGUCGGGCGGGGCGCUCCUGGAGCUCGAACCCAAGAGGGAGGCGGGGAGCUUGGGAGGCGCGUCUGGCUGGGAAGUCGCGCACAGACAGAGCUUCGGGUACCGACGUUUAACUCUUGCCAAGUCUCGCCGCCGCCGCCACCGCGGCUCGCAGGCCUUGCGCUUCCCUUGAAGCAUGAGCCUCCUCUCCUGCCUCUACCAGUGUUGCGCGGGCCGCGGACAGUGCGCGCUAGGACUGCGGGCGCACCGCCUCACAAUCCUCUGUGCCGGCUGUAGGGGUGCUAGAGGGGCUCCCGCUGGGGCAGGCUGCAGGCAAACUGUGGGUGACCGCGCCUGCGGGGGACUUUGCUAUCUGUCCACUGGGACCCAGGGAGGAAGAAUCGGCAGCUCUCCACCCCCUCCCUCUCCACCACCAUUUUGGAUACUCUGCAGGGAAGUGUUUUGGGGUUCCCACUGACUUCCAGGAAGGAAGAGUGCCCCUCUCUGACCCCUGCUCCGGCGGCUACCUCUGUUUGCUGCGGUGACCCUUUGCCCAUGACCCUACGGUGCCUCGAGCCCUCCGGGAAUGGCGCGGAAGGGACGCGGGGCCAGUGGGGGACCGCGGGGACCUCGGAGGAGCCGUCCCCGGAGGCAGCGCGUCUGGCGAAGGCCUUGAGGGAGCUCAGUCAAACAGGUUGGUACUGGGGAAGUAUGACUGUUAAUGACGCCAAAGAGAAAUUAAAAGAGGCACCAGAAGGAACUUUCUUGAUUAGAGAUAGUUCGCAUUCAGACUACCUACUAACAAUAUCUGUUAAAACAUCAGCUGGACCAACUAAUCUUCGAAUCGAAUAUCAAGAUGGGAAAUUCAGAUUGGACUCUAUCAUAUGUGUCAAGUCCAAGCUUAAGCAAUUUGACAGUGUGGUUCAUCUGAUUGACUACUAUGUUCAGAUGUGCAAAGACAAGCGGACAGGCCCAGAAGCCCCGAGGAACGGCACUGUUCACCUUUAUCUGACCAAACCGCUCUACACGGCAGCGCCACCUCUGCAGCAUCUCUGUAGACUCACUAUUAACAAAUGUACCGGCACCAUCUGGGAACUGCCUUUACCAACAAGACUAAAAGAUUACUUGGAAGAAUAUAAAUUCCAGGUAUAAGUGUUUCUUUUUUUCUUAACAUGCCUCAUAUAGAGUAUCUCCGAAUGCAGCUACAUAAAAAAGAACCCCAAAACUUGAGUGACUGCUCUGGAUAACUACAUGGAAUUCUAAGAACAGCCGAAGGAAUCUAACUUAAAUGUGUGACGAGGUAGCGAGGUAAAGUUUCCUCAACUAUUUUCACCUGAGUAGUAACACUUCCCUUCCUGAGUCUAAGACCAGUUGACCUUUUAAGUUAAAAAUUAAAUAUCCCAAGUAAAGGCUGAAGUAACAUUUUUAUCAGAAUGCCUUGCCUUUUGAGAUUCCUUCCUUUUUGGUUGAAGGUCCAAGCACCAGUGAACGAACUGCACGGAGGGGUACUGAAGGGGAAGGAAACUAACACAGGCUGACUUCAGUUUCACAUGCCUGGUGAUCCGAGUCUGUUUUGGACAUGUUAUGUUUUGCAUUCUGAUGUACCUAGGGGUUUUGUUGAUCAGAUUUACUUGUGAGCGUUUAUCCUGCAUUUUAUGCAAUUAACCAAAUCAAAAAAAGUGACCAUGAAAUCCUGUAUUUGUCUUUUUACUACACGUAUGAACUCUCUCAUGUGAACGAGUACUGUAGUAAUCCAUUUUAAGGGAGCCUUACUUCAGACAUAUUUCAAAUUGGUGCAAACGGAAAAGACUUUGUCUUUUCCUUUAAGGCUAAAGACAAGAAUGUCCUGCUAUACAGGUGCAACCCAAUCCCUGUUCAUUAAACCAUGUGGAUUUAGACAUGUUACCCUUUGAAGUGGCCGUGUCCCAACCUUUUGCCAUGGAUUUUUUUGGAAAUGGCUUUAGAAAUUUCCAAGGUGUCCUUGAAUUGUCUAACCAUAGACAUCAAUGGUUCUCUCCCUUCUACCAUGUAGAACACUUUGACUUAAUUUUCUUCCAGAUAUAGGGGGAUACCUGCCUGUUUUUCAACAUGUUUAUUUACUGCUGUUACUAUUUGAUUAGAAUGUAUUAAAUAAAAAAAACCCUGACUUUUA
Molecule: messenger RNA, 2158 nt
Organism: Phyllostomus hastatus (greater spear-nosed bat)
Lineage: Eukaryota; Metazoa; Chordata; Mammalia; Chiroptera; Phyllostomidae
Gene: SOCS2
Product: suppressor of cytokine signaling 2
Exons: 3
Coding region: 562-1158 (198 amino acids)
Biological process (GO): phosphatidylinositol phosphate biosynthetic process; intracellular signal transduction
Cellular component (GO): phosphatidylinositol 3-kinase complex
Molecular function (GO): 1-phosphatidylinositol-3-kinase regulator activity
Source: RefSeq, a predicted model, not a curated record